CGUUCGAACAAGGAAGGCAUUGAAAGUUUCUUGUUCAAACAGGCUCAAAUAUGGUGGACUGCCAUUGGCAGGUAGUAGUUUUGCAGUUUCACGUUAAUUACAGCUUUAGAAAUUUUAGGAAACCAACGAACGAACAAUAUGAAUCGUAACACAUUUUUUCGACGGAAUGUAUGUAUAGUAGAAAUAAGAGAGUCGAGACGAUCGAAGUUUCGUCGGAUUGAUUUGUUGAACGGAUUCAACUGGAUUGAAUAAAAGUAAGAGAAAUGGAUGGAACAAGAGCGGCCGAGGUUCUACCUUUACUUCAAGAUCGUUUGGCUAUACUUCCCGGUGGCCGAGAUCGCAGAGGUGGACCCGUACUCGUUUUUCCAACUACUCCGAGACGCGAACGUACGAAACCCGAGGACUAUCGUCGUCUUUUGCAAUAUCUCUUAACCGUACCUGGCGACGAAGCUAGGGGUUUGCGUUUCACCGUGAUAGUGGAUAUGCGCGGUGCUACCUGGGAUUCCGUCAAACCCAUUCUAAAGGUGUUGCACGAGCAUUUUCAUCGAUCUGUCCAUGUGGCUUUCAUUAUAAAACCUGAAAACUUUUGGCAGAAACAACGAACGUCGUUAGCUAAGCAAAAGAAAUAUAAUUUUGAGAUAAAUACCAUCAGUUUGGAGGCUUUGACGAAAGUGAUCGAUCCGUCGCAGCUAACUGCGGAUUUAGAUGGAUCUUUACAAUACGAUCAUGCUCAAUGGAUCGAUACGAGACUAGCUGUAGAAGAUUUUACGUGGCAAGCGGGUGAGCUUCUAGACAGAUUGGACGAUUUGCAGGAGGAUCUGAGUCGAAACGAUUUUGCGGAUGACGCAUCCGGUGCGAAACACGGGAUCGAUUUACAUAAUGAAAUGAAGAAGAAAAUUAUGAAAGUUCCGGUCGAAGAGAUCCAAGUUAUCGGUCAACGAUUAUUACAACGUUUCAACAAUGGUAUUAGCGGUACUGGUAGCGAAGGAGGUAGCAUAGAAAGUGGUGCUGCAGGUGGUACCGAUCCGGAUGGACGAGCGUUAGCAGCCUUGGUAAUUCAGCACUUGGAUUCUCUACACGCUGCUCAACAACAUCUUUUGCAGUUGUGGCAUAUUAAGAAAAUGAAAUUGGAUCAGUGUUUCCAACUGAGACUGUUCGAGCAGGAUUGUGAAAAGAUGUUCGAUUGGAUUUGUCACAAUAGAGAAGGAUUUUUGGCGAAUUACGUCGAGAUCGGUCGAUCGUAUCAGCUAGCAAAAAGUUUGCAAGAAGAACAUAAACAUUUCACGAUGAGCUCGAUGAACGUUUAUGUAAAUAUAAAUCAAAUUUUGACGGCCAGCCGUUUACUUGAAACUCAGCACUACGCUGCUGGACACGUAAGAGCUGUGGCCAGUCGGCUGGAUCGAGCUUGGAAAGAAUUUGCCGCAGGACUCGACGAACGUACAGCGGUACUCGGUUUGAGCGUUGUAUUUCAUCAUAAGGCGGAACAAUACGUCGAUAACGUUGCGGGAUGGAGUCAAGCUUGUGAUGUUGGAAAUUUGCCUAAUGAAAUUCCAAUCUUAGAAUCGCAUAUACGACAGCACCAAAGUCUUUACGAAGCUAUGUGUCAAGCUUAUACGGAGGUUUAUGACGCGUAUCAAGCACUUUUGAGUGGUCUAGGCUCGAUGCUGCAAGUUUGUCACAGCUUCGGAUCGACGCACGGUACAGACUCGGAUACGUUUCGCAUCGAUGAUUAUGUGCAUAGUACCAGUAAGAAGCUUCUUUAUCAACUGGAUCACCUGGUGCAAGUCUGUAAUCAACCGCAAGGGAUAGACCAUACAACCAGAAAACAUAGUCAAGAUGGACACGGCGGAAUCGAUGGACAUACCGGCAUGAGCGGAAAUCCAGCGGCGGAUUAUAGCGAGGGUGCGUCGCACGUGUUGGCAGUGAUCCAUCAAAUUUUGGGUCAUCACAGAGCGUUGGAAGCUCGUUGGCAUGCCCGGAAAGUGAAAUUACAUCAACGACUUGCAUUAAGAUUGUUUCAAGAGGAUGUGAAGCAAGUUUUAGAUUGGUUAACCAACCACGGUGAAGUUUUCAUUCGUAAGAAUACGGGUGUAGGUCGUAAUCUUCAAAAAGCACGAGUAUAUCAGAAAAGUCACGAACAUUUUGAAAACGUUGCACAGAAUACUUAUACGAACGCCACCAAACUACUUACCGCUGCUCAAGAGUUAGCUCACACUGGGGAAUGCGCGGCCGACGAAAUAUAUGCAGUUGCACAAGAAUUGGAAGCUCACGUCAGUAGUUUUGCGGCAAGAGUCGAACAACGACGUCGAAGAUUAGAUUUGGCAGUUGUUUUUUAUACGCAUGAAAAAGAGUUGAGCGGUUGGGUAGACGAGUUACGACAAGAAUUGCAACAGGAUGAAGUUGCAGAAAAUUUGGAAACAGCGGAAAGAUUGUUGGAACAGUGCGCGCAACAUCGAGCCUCCUGUUUGGAAGCUUGUGCGUCGACUAUCGUUCAAGGCGAAGCGUUGCUGCGAGAACUGAGAGAAUCUACCGAUGCUCCCGAUACCACUGGUUCUAUCGCAGCGGUAGAAGCUGCGCUCGAUAGGUUAGCUGGUUUGAGGCAGGAGUUGGAAGAAUUAUGGGCUACCCGAAAACUGAGAUUGGAACUCUGCUUACGGCUACGCGUAUUCGAGAGGGACGCAUUGGAAGCGAGCGGCCAGUUAGAAAUGUGGGCUCAAGAAUUGCAAGGUCCACCUAGAGAGGGUUCUCCCGAACAACUGCUACGUGUACAUAACGAUGGUGUUGCUCAUAUGCAAAACACUGCUUUCCAGGUUCUACAACAAGGUCAAGAACUCGCUCAGGUAUUGGAACAAGCUGGUGUUUGCAUAAUGGCGGAUGGACAGCACAGUGCUGCAGCUAGGGUGCAAGUACUUUUAGAGUUUUUAAACGAAAGGGAAAUGGACGCCGAGGAUUUGGCAGAGAUGAGAAGAGUUCGAUUAGAACAGGCUUCUCAAUUGGUUCAGCUGCAGACCGAUGCUACUCACGUAGCUAGUUGGAUACGUAACGGAGAGGCGAUGCUGUUGGCAUCUCUGCGAGUUCCAGAAAAUCUUCAAGACGCCGAACAACUUCGUUUGGAACACGAACAGUUUCAAGUCGCUAUAGAAAAGACUCAUACUUCAGCCGUUCAGGUGAAACACAGAGCGGACGCGUUGGUCAGCGCGAAUCACUAUGAUCCGAAAAGUAUAAGGGAAGUAGCCGAGGAUGUAACGAAGAGAUGGCAACAGCUAGUUACCUGCGCGGAGGAGAGGCAUAAAUUAGUAACUGCUAGUAUUAAUUUUUACAAGACGGCCGAACAAGUACGUUCCGUGCUGGAUAGUCUCGAACGGGAGUACAAACGUGAUGAGGAUUGGUGCGCUUCUGGCGAUAAAGCUGGACAAGUACCGACGCUCGUUGGCAAACAUCAAGAACAGAAGGAAGCAUUUUUAAAAGCGUGCACGUUGGUACGACGAACUGCGGAAACAUUCCUCAAGUAUACGAACCGCAGUCUUCAGUUUUACAGUUACCAGGCGAAUAGCGCUGGUUCUGAGAACAAAGUUAAAAGUAUUUUGGAAGAGUUGCUAAGUAAAGAAAAUCGAGUACUCGAAUAUUGGACGCAACGUAAAAAGCGUUUGGAUCAAUGUCAUCAGUACGUUCUAUUCGAACGUAGCGCUAAGCAGGCUUUAGAGUGGAUUCGAGAAACAGGCGAAUUAUAUUUAGCCACGCACACUAACGUUGGCAAAAAUCGGAUCGAAAAUGAGCAAUUGUUGCGGGAACAUAACGAAUUCAAAGGCGCUGCAAAGGAAACGAGAGAAAGGGUAAAACUGUUGAUUCAACUUGCCGACAAUUUAGUGGAGAAAGGACACGCUCAUGCAGCGGCGAUUAAGCAGUCCGUUGCCGAGGUGGAUCAGCGAUACAAAUGUUUUAGCUCGCGUAUGGAUUAUUAUAAAACUCAAAUAGAGGAUGAUCUAGGAAUUCAAUCGGACGACGGACAGAAGGAUCUGUCGAUCGAUCGAAAUUCGGAUCCGUUGCUCGAAGAGAAGAUUAAAGGGAAAGAUCUGAAGGAAUUAAACGAGGAGAAGCGGAGAUCGGCUCGACGUAAAGAAUUCAUCAUGGCUGAACUACUACAAACGGAACGAACUUACGUGAAAGAUUUGGAGACGUGUAUUCGCUGCUUUUUGGAAGAAACGCGAUCCGGCAAAGGAAACAUUCCGUCUGGAUUGCAAGGUCGAGAAUCGAUCAUUUUUAGUAACAUGGAAGAGAUCCAUCAAUUUCAUAGUAACAUAUUUCUUCGCGAACUGGAAAAAUACGAAACUAUGCCAGAAGACGUUGGACAUUGUUUCGUAACUUGGGCACCGAAAUUCGACAUGUACGUAAUGUACUGCAAGAACAAACCAGAAAGUAAUCAGUUCUUGGUUACUCAUGGUGGAACUUGGUUCGAAGAGUUGCAAAGAAAACAUCGAGUCGAACAUCCGAUUGCUGCGUAUCUAAUUAAACCUGUUCAAAGAAUUACGAAAUAUCAGUUAUUGCUGAAAGACCUUCAGGCUUGCUGCCAAGAGGGACAGGGCGAGAUAAAGGAUGGCUUAGAAGUAAUGUUGAACGUGCCUAAGAAGGCGAACGAUGCCUUACAUUUGAGCAUGCUGGAAGGUUGCGACGUGAGAAUAGAUACGUUAGGCGACGUAGUAUUGCAGGACUCUUUUACAGUUUGGGAUCCUAAGCAGUUGAUUAGAAAAGGGAGAGAUCGUCACAUAUUUCUAUUCGAGUUUCAUCUACUGUUUAGCAAAGAGGUUAAAGAUUCAGCAGGAAAGGUUAAGUAUAUUUAUAAAAGUCGUCUGAUGACUUCUGAAUUGGGAGUGACCGAGCACAUCGAAGGGGACGAGUGCAAAUUCGCCGUUUGGACCGGUCGUGCACCUACCAGCGAUACACGGGUCGUUCUACGCGCUAAUUCGAUGGACGCUAAACAAUUGUGGGUGAAACGUUUACGCGAAGUUAUUCAGGAAACGUACUUCAGUUUGAGCAUGCCAAAAAGUCCUGCCAAGAAGAGUUCCAGUCAACGUUCCAGUAGGGAUCUCGAGGAAUGUGCUUCCCUGGACGACAGUGUUGAAAAUUUAGAUAGGAAUUCUUUGGCAUCGUUUGGAUCGACCAAUACCACAGACUCUGAUAAGACUGGCGUAGCCGAAGUGACUUGGGUUAUCGCGGAUCACUUGGCGGCACCAGGUUCCAGAGAGUUGACGGUAACAAAGGGUCAGCAGGUCGAAGUAUUGGAAAAUGGAAGUAACAUAAGCGGCGUAAACACAGCCGAAUGGACCCAUGUGCGUCUACUCGUUGCACCCGGACAAGUUGAUCCCCCACCAGAGGGAUUGGUACCUACUAGUGCGCUUAAACAACCACCGCCUGUUUCCAAUAAGACUUCGCCAUCUAGAAAAGCUCCGGCCCAACAACAGCAACAGCAACAGCAACAACAACAACAACAACAACAACAACAACAGCUAUCUAGUAAUCAGAUUCAAAGUACCUCGCCGAGCGGAAUCGUAACGGCCGUGGUAUCCUCGGCCACGAUAGGAACCGGAGGCUCGUCUUCGUGCUCAUCCUCUUCGUCUUCGUCGGUGAUCACCGGCGUACCGUCCACCGGAUAUACAGUUCACAAUGUUCAGAAUGUAGUUGCACCUCUACUGCCGGACGAAGCAGAAAAUGUUAUCGCGAGUGAUGGAAGCACCGGUACGAAUACAAGCUCUCCAGGAAACAAGAGGCGCGGCUUCAGUGGGAGAAAGUGGCUACCCCCGCCGUUACGCAAACUUAGCCAAGGUAAAGUUGAGAAAUCGAGUGGUACUACGAUUACAGCAACGCCGGGAUCGGCUGGCAUUUCUAUUCCCGCAACGGUCACCACUGCAACCACUACCACGAUCGCAACACCGACACCGCCAUCGCCGCCGCCGCCGCCACCGUUGACGUCGACGGCUACCGAUCGUUCCUCUUUGAAGAAAAACGUUUCCGAAAAGCGAUUUAAAUUGCCGAGUGGAGCUGAUCAAACUCGAGCAUCCAGAGCCUCCUCUGUCUCUAUAUCGACCUUAACGUCUGCAGCUGCGUCUAUGCGAGUAUCCGGUUCGGUAACAGACGUGGAUCUCGACACCACCGAACUUGUGCGAACGACGAUCGAAGCGGAAACAGAAGAGGAAGAAGGAGAGAUCGAACGAUCGGAAGCCGAGUUGGAAGAAGAUACGACGGAGCCCGAUGACGCGGAGACGUUGACUUACUCGGAACAAAAUGGAGCAGACGAUGCCGAAGACGAAUUGGAACUUCCACCGCCGAUGAAGCCCAUUACCGAACCGAUACUCGUAGGGACUUCUAACGGAUCCUCCAACUCUACGAUUUCAACGGAAACUGGCGGAAAAUCUCGAACGUCCGAGCGGUCGACGAAAAUUCUUGACGGUGCUACGACAGCCGACUUGGCUGAAAUCGAGCAGAUCGUAAAGGAGAGAAUGGAACAACACACGGAAAAUCUAGAGAGACAGAGCCUUAUGAGAACGCCUAGUGGUAAAAGUUCGUCGAACGUCGGGAGCGGCGGUGAAGAUACUCGCGAGGAAGAAGACUCUUUACCAACAACGAUGAGUAUCGCUAGCAUUACGAGUCCAAGCUCAAUCGCGACAACGAGCAGUCCGGCGCAUACGAAUCCAGACGAACACGAUCCGGAAAGUACGGCUCUUGCGAAACGACAGUUUGUUAUUCGAGAGUUGGUGGAGACGGAAAAGGAUUACGUAAAUGAUUUGAAACAAAUAGUCGAAGGGUAUAUGGCGUUUAUGCGAGAUCCUGAAUGUGAGAUUUCGUUACCUGAUGAUUUGCGCGGUGGAAAAGACAAGAUGGUAUUUGGUAAUAUAGAGGCGAUCUACGAAUGGCACAGAGAUUUCUUUCUGAAAGCUUUGGACCGUUGUUUGGAACGUCCCGAAGAACUUGGCCCAUUGUUCAAACGGUACGAAAGAAAAUUGCACAUGUAUGUGGUGUAUUGUCAGAAUAAACCAGUCUCCGAGUACAUCGUCUCCGAGUAUAUUGACACUUAUUUCGAGGAGCUGAGACAAAAGCUCGGACACCGAUUGCAAUUGUGCGAUCUUUUGAUAAAACCAGUUCAGAGGAUCACGAAAUACCAGCUUCUUCUUCGAGAGGCAUUGAGACUUACCGAACGAACUCAAAGAGUUGCCGAAAUUGAAGGUCUUAGAGCUGCGGUUCAUGUGAUGCGUGUCAUUCCAAAAGCGGCCAAUGACAUGAUGGAUGUUGGCAGGCUCCAAGGCUUCGACGGAAAGAUAACAGCGCAAGGGAAGUUGUUGUUACACGGACCUCUUUUAGUAACAGAGUUAUCCAAUUUACCGAGCAAAGGAAGAGAGUGGCAAGUCUUCCUUUUCGAGCAAAAUAUUAUUUUCAGCGAAGCUGUUGGCAAGAAAACGCAAUUUACAAAUCCCGCCUAUAUUUACAAGGCUCAUAUUCAGGUGAAUAAGAUGAGCCUGGAAGAAUGUUACGAGGACCCAGAAAAGUUUGUGAUUCGAUCGACGGAUCCUCGGAAGCCUAGCCUUGGAUUUUCUUGUAUCGCAAUCGAAGAGAACGGGCCGCGAAAGCAGGACUGGGUGGACACGAUCACUGCCAUCCUGCAAACUCAACGCGACUUUCUCAAAGCGAUACAGUCGCCUAUUGCCUACCAAAAGGAACUUACCAAAGAUCCAUUUCGUGGCGUGAGUCCGGAAUCACCGUGUCGAGGAGGUGUACUUUCAACGAUACCACCGAACCUGUCCAACACAAGCGAGGAGGAAAGAAACGAAAUGACAGCUAUCCGUGCCGCUGGUAAAGCAUUUGCUGCGACAACCACAUCGAUAACAACGAUAUCGCAACAGUCUCGCACUGGUGCACGAUCGGAUCAGGAUUCUUUGCAAACGCCAAGCCCUAGCAAAAGCAGAUUGAACUUUCUCGAGGGAUUCAAAAGCAGCCUUCGGCCUCGAUCACCUGUGCGCAACAAUUCUAUCCCGAUCGUUCCAGGUAGCAGAGUAAGAUUAACCGCGGAUUGGGGCAAGUUACGAGCCGGAGAAGAAGUGGAGAUCUGUCGGCCGGACGGUCCGGGAGUGAUCGUGUCUCGAAUAGUUGGCAAGAUGGAGGAAUUCUGGAUUCCGGCCAGUCUCGUUCCAAAUUCGUCGAUCAGCCGCGCAUGGUCUUUUCGACCGCGAAGAAUUGAUUCCGAGGGAGAGAGCGUCCAUCUUCCGCAGGAUGUACACGCGGAAGAGAACGGUCCUCCCACGAUCUUGACUAUUCCGUGUUCGAUCAGGGCGACGGCCGGCGGAGUGGCUCGACUCGUGCUGGAGGCACGACGCGUCGAACGUGCAACCGUCCGGUGGAGGAAGGAGGGACAACGAUCUAAUAUCGAGCCAACCGAUCGAUAUCGACUUUUCCGAACGUCCGAUUCUCUUUGUCUCGAAAUUGCACCUUGCCUGCCAUCCGACUCCGGGAUUUACCACUGUCGCGUCGAACACGAAACGGGCUCUUGUUCGGCGAAAAUUCCACUUCGCAUCGUAGGUAUCAAUACGAACGCUUGGUGCGAUACGAUCGAAGGUAAUCGAUCGGACGAAUCAAGCAGUAACAACAACUCAUCUUCGACGAUCGUUGCGCGUUCCAAUUUCACAAGCAAUGCGACGAAAGAUCGAAAGAUGGAAAGUGAACGUUUUACCGACAGAUACAUAGAACUGGAGGAAUUAGGAAACGGAAGAUUCGCUAAAGUAUGCCGUGCAAGGGAGAAGGGAUCCGUCCGAGAAGUGGCCCUGAAACAAAUAUCCAGAGUAAGGCAACGGGUCUCGCUGACACGUGCCGAGUACGAUUUUCUUCGAGCAACUCGUCACGAUAAUAUCGUGAAAGCGUUGGCUCUCUUCGAGGAUCUACCCCAACCGGGUGUCGACACCAUAGUUUUGGAACUGGUAAACGGUCCAACAUUGUUCGGCCAUCUCGGUGAAAAGAACGAGUACACGGAAGCGAUCGUUGCCAAGUAUACCGGGCAAUUACUAUCGGCGUUGCAGUGGUUGCAUGCGCGUAAACAAGCUCAUUUGGAUCUGAAGCCAGAAAAUGUUUUGAUCGACAACGAAACCGAUACCGUCAAGUUGAUUGAUCUCGGUGAAGCUGUUAGAGCAGCACCGCUCGACGAGGUCCGUCCACCGGCCGAUUUGGAAUUUGCCGCUCCGGAAUCGGUUCUCGGUAAACCGACAGGCUCUUAUACGGACAUGUGGGCUGCCGGAGUUUUCAUUUACGUGCUUCUCAGUGGACUUUCACCCUUCUUGGACGAUUCCAUUGAAGAAACUACCGCUAAUAUAUUGAAGUGUGACUUUUGUUUUCCCGACGAAUACUUUCAAGAAAUAUCAGAGCAAGUUAAGCGUCUGCUCGACAAACUACUCCGUUUACGCGGAGAAGACAGAACGACCGCUGAAAUUUCCUUAUCGUCAGCAUGGUUUCAGGUACCGAUCGGUGCUACGAUCCCUUCUUCUCGAAUGGCUGCCUUUAUCGAUCGUCGAGCGCAUCGAUCAAAAUCUCGUCAGGAACGAAACAGUAGUUUUUAUUCUUAAACCUGUAUCUCGUUCACAUAUUAUUAUGUAUAUGUCUAUAUCUAUCUCUAUCUCUAUCUAUGUAUAUAUUCAUUAACGAAUCAUUUUUUGUAAAAGCUUUUUUUCUGCGAUCGAAUUGAGGAAAUUGAGGAAAUUGAGGAAAUUGAGUAAAUAAAAAGCAACGAGCUUACUCGCGCUUGUCCAUAAUAUUAUUCUCGAAUAAAGAAUGAAUCAACGUGAAAA
Messenger RNA from Osmia lignaria (orchard mason bee), 9821 nucleotides. It is a transcript of the gene trio, whose product is annotated as trio Rho guanine nucleotide exchange factor. Gene Ontology annotation, biological process: axon guidance; protein phosphorylation. Gene Ontology annotation, molecular function: ATP binding; protein binding; protein kinase activity. NCBI's taxonomy places the organism in Eukaryota, Metazoa, Arthropoda, Insecta, Hymenoptera, Megachilidae. The record is from RefSeq and is a predicted model, not a curated record. Gene Ontology annotation, cellular component: plasma membrane; extrinsic component of membrane; cytoplasm.